Messenger RNA from Rhopilema esculentum, 6508 nucleotides. Lineage: Eukaryota; Metazoa; Cnidaria; Scyphozoa; Rhizostomeae; Rhizostomatidae. The record is from RefSeq and is a predicted model, not a curated record.
ACAAGUCUUCGACCGGCACAACAAUGCCCCGCUUAUCGGUUUGAAAGAUGGUUUUCGUGACGUAUACUAGGACCCAAGCUUUGUCUACUAUAAGCAGACUUCAGCGGACUCGUACUUGUGUUUCAUAAUUAUUAAUAAAAGCACCAGCAAAGAUGCUGAAGCAAUGCUGGUGCAAAUACAAUCACCCGUUAUAAAUGAAAAGGUAUCAUGGAGUUAGAAACAAAUUAAUUAAAAAGAAUAAUGACUCUUGAUUACAUGACUUGUAUCAAAACCGCAAAACGCUUUCUUCAAUGCAAAUUUUUAUUAUAAAAAAAUCGAGGUUAAAUAAUUCAUACUUUGCAGCAAAAAGACUCAACAAUCUCUAUCUGCCUCAGUGUUUUUAGCCGGCUUUGAUAUGGAUCCAAUGAAUCAAAUCCCAAGUUAGUCAAAGCUCCAAGUAUUCAGUAUGGUGUUACUUCAACUGACAAUCGUCCUUUGCAUCUCAUCACUAGCUGCAUCCAAAGGGCCUCAGGUUAUGCAUUCGGUCUUCAUUCCCGUGCCAAAUACAACUUUCCAGCUUGAUUAUCUAAUACCGGAAGAUACAUUUUUUGACCCUGAUCACGGUAACACAAGAAAUCUACGACUGUUUUUGUACAAUGAAGACGGCACUGAGCUGGCCAAAAGCUCUUGGAUUGAUUUGGCCGGACAAACGGUCAGGCUGUUUUCAUCAAAGGAGAUCGUCAGUAGGCAACCGGCAGGCGGUUACAAGUUUAGACUCAGCGCUAUUGAUCCGGAACCACUAGAAAACCAUACAACGCUGACGGUGAUGUUCCAAGGGUCCUUUCCACGGCCUAACUACUUGCGGAUAUUUAACCUGACUUCAACCACCAAUGUUGUCGUGGCUACAUUUACUGAUGUGCAAAUUCUUUACAAUCUGAAGACCAAGAUAGCCCCAUUUCUCGGAAUUCAGCCAGAAGACAUGUUCAAUGGGGAUGUUAUCAUUAAGAGGAGUGGAACUACAUCUCUUUCAUUUGACUAUGUCUUCAGCACGAAAUACCUCCUUGAAAAAGACUGCAAUGUUUCUUCGAUAAUCAACCUGAAAAGCAAGCUUGAUAGCUCGGGAGCAGAACAAAGCUUGAAACAACUGCUUUUGCCACAGUUUAGUGUUGUCACCAUGUCCGUUGAGAGAUACCAGAGGCAGUGUAGCACCUAUUCCAGUGAUGCACCUGUUAUUGGCACCUCCUUUGGAACGAUGACAAUCAGGCUUGGUCAGUAUUUCUCUUUCCAAGUCUCCCAGUCUCUUUUCACGCCUCCAGCUGGAACAAACAUGAAAUUAAAGAUAUAUUUGCGAUUCAUCAACAAUACUGCCACGCCAGCUAACUACUGGAUUGGCCUAUCUGGCAACGAUCUUGAUCAAAACAUCCAAAUUCAUGGACUCCCAGUUCUUAAUACAUACAGCAAGCAAAUCUCAUAUAACUUUAAACUUGUUGCUGUGACUCCGAUUCUAAUAGAAAAUUCACAAAAUUUUGCUCUCAGCAUUGAAAAGAGCUUUGCAAGUGUCCUUAUUACAUACACCCUUAAACAGAAUUCGUUGCUUGUUAGCAGCACAGCAACUUUUGCUCGGCUUUUUUCAACUUUCAUGAGCUCAUACCUGGGAGUUAACUCGUCGACGAUCGUUAUUUUAGAUAUUCAAGAAGGGUCAUCGUUCUCUGUCGUAUGGACAUUGUCUUCUCUUUCUCAGGAGCCUUGCAAAUUCGCUGAAAUAAAGAACGUAAAUGAAAAGAUCCUUGCAAGUGAUGGUAGUGUUAACCCUUCUCUUAGAAAUGGACUUUACGGAGCAGCUAGCUUCUCUCCUUCUUCUGUCUCCAUAAAUUUGUUUGGCAGUUGCAAUCCACCAAAAGUCAACAAAACGAUUCCACAACUCUUCGUGCCAAAAUAUGGGUCUUUGGUAUACUUGGUUCCUAAUGAUGCUUUUUCGAUAGCAAAUAGUGCAGAUACGCUUAAAAUUUCACUGCUCGACAGUACUGGAAAUGCACUAUCAGUUGAUUCGUGGAUUUGGUACAACAACAACACUAGAUAUAUAUCUGGAACGCCUACUUCCGUAUCACAGAAGCAACAAUAUUCCUAUAUCUUACGAGCAGAGAAUGUAUACGGUAGUUUUGCUGAUCAAAAUAUCUCCGUCAUUCUCAACUGGACGGCGCCUGCAUUCACUCUAAAAUACAGAAUAACUUUCACUCACCUUUUAUCGACAUUGCCAUAUGCUAAUUUGUUAACAUUUUUCCUCCAAAAGUUAAAGACAUACUUUGCACAGCCAAAUAAACAGAACAUCGUUCUUUCGCAAGUUGCUUACCUUUCAAACGCCAAAAUAAUCCUUAUUUAUCAAAACACCUCGCUUCGGACUGACGUUUGUGAUGUCAUCGGAAAUAACGCCAUCCUGGGGAAACUCCAAGCCUCGAUAAUAGAUAAGACUCCGAAUAGAGCAUUUGUAGCUGCAAUGAAUCCAGAAUUUUCAGUCACUGGUGUCGAGGUAUUCCUUUACGGAAACUGUCAGAUUUUACAGAGGAAACCACCAUAUUUCAAUUUUUUUAACCCGAUUGCAUACGACUUUGGGGCUUCGAUUAAAACUGUCUCAUACUGCUCUGCGAGUAGCUAUAUAGUCCCUGAAGUCAUGUUUCACGACGAAGAAGAGGGUGGCACUAGGAACUUGAAACUAGACCUUCUCAAUCUAAGCAAGCAAGCUUUGCCUCUCAACAACUGGGUGAAUAUUAAUAGUACAUCCCAAACAAUUUAUGCGGUUGCAGAUGAUGAGCCAUUUUCUAAGAUAACUGAAGCGUACCAAAUGUUUCGGCUAUUUGCUUAUGACAGCGAUGGGAAAUACGACAAUGUUCGGCUGAAAUUCAAUGUUUCUGGUCCACCACCACCUGGGCACUAUAAUGUUACAAUGCAAUUACGCGUAUCUGAGAUCUUUCAACAGCCAUAUGUACUCCAGUUAGCGCAUCUAUACGGUUUCUUCAAGCAGCUUUUCCCGAAUGGACCAGCAAUUCAUGUUCGAUCCUACAAAUUCGAAGACCCUGCACAUCCGUCAAUUGCAAAGUUCGUUUGGAGUCCCUGUGGCAUGGAGAGAAAAUUCUGUAAUCUCUCAGUUAUUGAUCUGGUGAGAUCAAAAGUAUUUGCCCCUGGUACUAGAAGUAUGAAUACAAACUUAAACAGCAUUUUUCAAGGAACUUUCACCGUAUUGAGUGUAUUUGAGUCAGCUGCAGACAGUUGUCAGCAAAGUCCCCCCGUCUUAUCAGCAAGUCUCCCUACCCUUUACAUUGAAUUCUGCGGGCAGCUGACGUACAGAAUCCCAUCAAAUACCUUUACUGACAAACAAGACGGGAACACAUUAAAUCUUAAACUGCGUUUGCUUAACGCUGACGCCACCGUUAUUCCAGAAGGCAACUGGUUACAUUUCGAUCAAGCAAAACAAGAAGUGAGAGCGGUUCUUACUGAAGAUCAAACAGCAUCAAGCUUUUCAAGGCAGCAUGUGUUUAUUCUUGUAGCAACUGACUCAAAUGGAAACUCGGCCAAUACCACCUUAAGUGUCAGUAUUAAUGGCUCACAACCUCCAUAUAGUCACUCUUUUACGAUUCAGGCAAAGUAUACUUCUGCAUCAGUCAAUGGUUUGCUAUAUAAAUUCUCAAAGAGAGUUCAAGAAUUUUUCGGGGACACAAUACCAACUUUUCAGGCAUUGAGAAUGACUGAAGCUAUUGGGAAGAAAAUUAUAGUCACUUGGUCUAAUUGUAGUUUACGGUAUGAUCCUUGUGAUGUCCUCGGAAUAAAGCAAAUCCAGACGAGGCUACUGUCUUCCUCCGGUCUUCUGAAAAAUGAGUUUUCUCUUGCAAUGCAGCCUGAUUUUACAGAACUAUUUAUUUCCGAGACAAACAGUGGUCCAUGUUCUUUGGAUGAGCCUCCUAAGCUUGCUGUGCCAUUUGGUCCAAUAACUGUCACAUCAUGUGAGACAUAUAGAGCAAUUAUUCCUGUCGGUACCUUUACUGAUAAAGAGCAAGAUAACACCCGCAAUUUGGACCUGAAACUUGCAGGCAACAGUUACCAAUGGGUUCGUUUCGAUACAAGAAAACAAGAGCUUGCAGUGCUUGUUACUAACCAAAUAGCCUCUGCUUUUCCUACUAGCUCAGUAAAGGUCACUCUUAUGGCAACCGACUUGAAUUUGCAGUCUGCAGAACAGGAGAUUGUCAUAAAUAUUGUGAAGGAAACAAAAGCUGCAACACAUAAAAUCACAAUGCAAUAUAGUAUUACUUCACUCCAACAGGAUUUUAUCACAUUAUAUGACGUAAUGAGACAAAAUAUUACAAAGUACUUUAGUAAACAUAGUAAUUUGUUAUCUUCGGUGGAAUUCAAUUCUUUACCUUCGAGUUUGACCACUGGCACAGUUAUGAAUACUGAAUGGAGCAGUUGUUCUUUGCAACGAGCAACUUGUGAUCAGUCUGGGAUAAACGCCAUAAUCAAUAUGAUAACACCAGGUGGUGUUAUAAACGAGACGUUUAGAUUAGCCCUUAGACCUUAUUUGGAUGUGACGACAGCGACAGUUGCAUUGCAAGGAACUUGCAAAGCAAUAAAUGCUGCGCCGGUUGUACAAAACCCACUGCCAGUUAUAAAUAUAAGCUACUGUGGCUAUACAGAGUAUCAAGUUCCUGAAAACACUUUCCACGAUUCAAUCGACGGAUCAACCAGGGCAUUGACCUUGAUGUUUUUAAACUCUUCAAAUCAACCAGCAACUGAGAAGUGGAUAGAGUUUGACUCAAAAACACAGAAAUUUCUCCUUCUUCUUGAUGAUAAUGCUAUUCCUGGGAAGAUAUUUCCAAGAACGUUUGAUUUUGUUCUCAAGGCCACAACCAAAAGAGGAUUGAGUGUGACUGACAAAGUUCGUCUCCAUUUAUCGAGCAUUUACCCAAACGCUAGCUUCUUGAUAAAGAUAAAUUUUGCAUGGGUAGCACCAAGUCCCCCGUCAAGAAACAACAUAUUGAAAACAAUAAUCAACAGAUUUACAAAUUAUCUAGGGGGGACACCAAAUGAUAUACACAUAGCCGAACUUAAGCAAGAGCCUCAAAGCUCAUAUCCGUACUUUGUAUUAAAGAUUGCAAACUGCACAGUACGAUAUUCACCCUGUGAUCGAGAAACUCUCAAUGCAAUUGCGCCUAAAAUACAUGAUAAGCAUGGCACAGUUGCUGCGUUUGAAUCGGCAGUUGGUGCUUCUGAUAUCUACAUUACCUAUGUGCAAAUUGCUGAACUUGGUCCGUGCCUUAGAAGAAAUACACCUCCAGCCGUUUUGAAUAAGCUUAGCAAGAUUCAGGUUGGUACUUGCUCGGAUUUUAAUUACACAUUGCCCGAGAAUACAUUUCAUGACGAGGAGGACAGAGUACUUCAGCUUUCAGUAACUAAAGUAAAUGGAAUUCCAGUGAGUGGGAAUUACAGGUGGUUGCGAAUUGUGUCAGCUGGCCGCAUGCUGUUUGGGGUAAUCACAAACAGGGUCCUUGUGGAACAACCUACCAACGGCUACAAUGUGACAAUCCGGGCAACUGAUAGUGGUGGGCUAUUUGUGGAGACAUCUCUAAAUGUGCAGAUUUUCGGCCAGCUACCUCAGGACUACUACCAGUUUACUCUUGAACUUAGUGCUGUAAGAAUUGGCGAACAGUUUAUGGAAGAGCGCGAGGUGAUAAGAGUACUUAAUUGGUACUUUAAAAAGAACUUUACGAAUAUUAUGGUUUACACACAUUCUCCAACGACAAACCGUAUCACAAUAAAGAGCAGUAUUUGCGUGUUACCGAAGAAAUGCGACGAAAUUGCAGCAUCAACCUAUUUUCAGAAAAUCAAAACAAUUCAAGGCAGUGUUCCAGCAGAGCUACAGGCCACAUUAUCGUAUAGAUAUACAAUAAUUUCAACGUCUGUUUAUAGAGCAGCAGUGUGCCAGCAGCCUAUCAACGCACCUGUUCCAUCUUUGAGCACUUGGACUAUCCCGUCUACCUACUGUAGUGGAUUUAGAAGUAUUGUCCCAGACAGUUUAUUCCAGGAUCCUGAGGACGGAAGCACUAGAAACUUGCUUUUGGAACUCUAUAUAGAAAAUCGUAAACAGCUUCCUGCAGAUUAUUGGGUUCAACUCAACAAGACAUCACAAACAAUCUACGGUAGACCAACUCGAGCCAUUGCAUUGAAUUAUUCCACAUCAAGCAUCUUGACAUUAGUAGCAACGGACAAAACAGGUCAGGAGGCCUCGGUCUCCAUUAGAUUUUCGUUUACUCACCACGAGGAACCAAAGUAUAUAUAUAAGCUCGUUUAUCAAACAAGCAGAAAGUACUCUAAAGCAAUUGAUGAAAUAGUCGAUUUUUCUCAGCAAUUGCAGAAUUACCUCAAUGAUUAUUCUCAAUCGACUUUGGUCUCAUUCUACACUCAGAGCCUUUUUCUGGUUCCCAUUCUAUUCAUUACGCAAAUUGCUCUAUUUCGUACAACCCCUGUGACAAGGCGCGUUUGA